AUGCAACCCAAUGAAAUUGAUUCAAGUGUAAUUAAUUUAAUUCAAUCUUGUAUUGAUAAAUCUUAUAUUAAACUUCAAACAAAUACAAGCAUUAUUGAUGAGCCUGAAUUUUCAACUAAAGAAUAUUCAUAUUUUGAUCGUUUUAAAUUUAUUUAUCUUCAAUCAAUGUCAUGGAGUUAUUCAACUGUUACUUUGCUUGUAAUUUUAAUUACAUAUUUAGUUGAAAUGACAUAUAUAGUAAAAGAAAAAACAAGUGGAUCAAAUGUAUUGAUGUCAUUGAAUGGAGUUGAUAAUUGGUUGAAUUUAUUGAGUUGGCUUGUCACUGGUGUCAUUUGGAACAUGCCAUUGGUGGUGACAAUUGUAUUGUUGCUUAAAUAUUCAUGGGUAUCUGAUGUACAUUUAUUUCUAACAAAUGGAAAUACAAUUGUUGUGAUUUUACUAUUACUAUUACAUGUCAUACAUCUUUUUUGUUUUGGAUAUCAUGUAGCAUCUUAUUUCAAUGAAGGGGUUGGAAUUGGCUUUACAAAUAUGUUUUUAAUUGAAUUUGAUAGAAAGCCAUUUGAAGCAUCAAUUGGUAUGAUAAUGAUACUGUCAAUAUUCGCAGCAAUGUUUCAUUUUUUCAUGGCACUAUACAUUCAUGCAAUUUUACCAGAUAAAUAUGGUGUAAAAUGUCAUCCAUUUGGAUGGUUUUUAAAUAAAAAUAAAACAGAAAAUAGUCAAAUUCAACUGGACUCUGAUGAACUUGAACAGAAUGAAGAUUUUGAAAAAAUUCCUGCUGGUAGUCUUGUAGCAGGAGUACAAAUUAGAGGCCUUGAAAAAAAUUAUAAUACAGGGUUAAUUAGAAAAAAUGAAUUUCAUGCAUUAAAAGGAGUGUCAAUGGAUUUUUAUCAUGGUGAAAUAACAGCAUUACUUGGUCACAAUGGAGCUGGUAAAACAACAAUGAUGUCAAUACUAUCAGGAUUAAUUGAAUCAUCAAAUGGAGUUGUUAUAAUUAAUGGAAAAAAUAUUCUAGAUGAUAAUGUUAUUAAUGAUAAUGUUGGUCUUUGUCCUCAAGUUAAUAUAACAGUUCCAGAUUUAAAUGUUUAUCAACAAGUUUUAUUUUUUGCUAAGCUACGAGGUAAAAAUAAAACUCCAGCACAAAUUAAAGAUGAUGUUGAUAAUUUAAUAUCAAAAGUUAAUUUACAAGAUAAAAAAAAUUGCAUACCAGAUCAAUUAUCUGGUGGACAAAAGAGACGUUUGUGUUUGGCAAUGGCUGUGAUUGGUGAUGCAAAUGUAUUAAUUUUUGAUGAACCAACAUCAGGACUAGAUGCUGAAAGUAAACGUGAAGUUUGGGAUAUUAUUUUAGCAUUAAAAAGUGACAAGACAAUAUUAAUUAGUACACAUGAUAUGGAAGAGGCAGAUAUUCUUGGUGAUAGAAUUGCCAUAAUGCAUUCAGGUAGACUUAGUAGCUAUGGAAGUUCUAUGUUCUUGAAAAAAUAUCAUGGAAAUAAUCAAGUAGAAGUUAGUCUUUCACUUGAACCUGAUUGCGAUACGUCCAAGAUACUUGAAUCAAUUUGUGACAAUGUUAAAAUUUUAAAUCAACGAAAUAACACAAUUGUUUUAGCAAUUCCCAACACUCAGUCACUUCCUGAAGUGUUAGAUAAACUAGAAAAUACAAAAAAACAUUUAGGAAUUACUGGUAUAAGUGCGUCAAUAAUAAGUUUGGAACAAGUUUUUGUUAAAGUUACUAAUGAACAUGAUGAUAAUAUUGAUGAAAAAAACAAUGAAAUUAAUAACGACUCAAAACUGUUUGAUAAAACUACAGGACUUGAUUACUUCAUGCAAACUUUUUGGGGAUAUUUAAUGAAGAAAUAUGCAUAUGCAAUGAAAAAUCCAUGGAGUUUUAUUCUUCGUCUCAUUCUUCCUUGUCUCAUAACAGCAUCAAUGUUGUUAUAUUUACUGGAAUCAUCUGAACCAAUUGACACGACAAAUUUGUCUCUAAAUAAUCAAUCAAUUUUAUUUUACAAAAAAUGGAAAGACACUGAAGAUAAAUUAAUAUCAAAUGAACAUAUUACAAAAAGAAUAUCUGACAAAGAAAUGAUUCCACUUGGUGAACGAACAACUGGCAUCAAGCUACUCCAAGACAUGACUGGAGCUUCAAAAAUUUUAUACUGGGCAACUAUGUUUAUUGUUGAUUUUGUUCAUUAUACAAUUACCAUUUUAUUACUAUUGACAUCAUUAAUAUUAGUUGAUAAUAUUUUAAAUACACAAUUGUAUAAUUUCGAAAAUAUUCCAGUUCUUCUGUUACUCUUCUUGGCAUUUGGAAUAACUGGUUUACCAUCAGUUUACGUUGUAAUAUUGCCUUUGGGUAUCUCUCUGCUUUGUGAAAUUUUUUAUGGUUUACUAUACAAAGAAUACCAAGAUAAGAACCAACCUGUACCAAGUGUUUUAAUACUAGCUAAUAUAUUUUUACUAAUUCCACAAGUUAAUUUUUGCUAUUCAAUUAUUCAUUUUCAUUGGAUCAUUUACAACAAUGCAAUCUAUCUUAUUAAUCCAAAUGAUCGAAUUAUAGAACCAUAUUGGAGCUUUAAAAAAUAUGGACAACUAUUGUCACUGCCAUAUUGUUUAAUUAUCUUUGUAAUAUCAUUGAUAAUAUUUAUUGCUAUUAUGAUCAUUGUCGAGCAAAAAUUAAUAACAAAAAUUAUCAGAAAAAUUAGAAAGAAUAAUUUGAGCAUAAGUACAAUUGAAACUGAUGAAUUGGUACAAAAAGAAACAGCUAUUGUGAGUGAAAGAAUUGAAAAACAUCUUACUAAAAUAGCUGAUGAUGAUGAAGAUAAUGAAAAUGUUUUCUUGGCUCAUGAAUUGAAAAAAAAUUAUGGUAAUUUACAAGCUGUUAAAGGAAUUAGUUUUCGUGUAAAGACAAGAGAAUGUUUUGGUCUUCUUGGAGUAAAUGGUGCUGGUAAAAGUACAACUUUUAAAAUGUUAACUGGUGAAGAAAGUCCUCAUCAUGGUAUGAUGUACCUAAAACAAACUGGUAUGCAUGAAAAUCAUCGAAAAUAUUUAUCUCAAAUGGGAUAUUGUCCACAGCAUGAUGCUCUUAUAGAGCCAUUAAAUGCCUGGGAUCAUUUGUAUUUAUUUGCAAGACUAAGAGGAAUCCCAGAGUCACAAAUAAAAUUAUCAGUUGAAGGAUGGAUAAAACAAUUAAAUUUAGGUGCUUGUGCUUCACGUCCAAGUCAUACAUACAGUGGUGGAAAUAAGAGAAGAUUAAAUAUUGCUUUGGCAUUGAUUGGUAGGCCGUCAUUGAUAUUGAUGGAUGAACCAACAACUGGAGUUGAUCCAGCAGCAAGAAGAUCACUCUGGAGAACUUUAAAUUAUUGUCAAAAUUCUGGCCAGUCAAUGAUUCUUACUUCUCACAGUAUGGAAGAAUGUGAAAUUCUCUGUAAUCGAUUGGUCAUCAUGGUGAAUGGAAAGCUAGUUUGUGUUGGUGCAGUUCAAGAAUUAAAACAACGUUUUGGUGCUGGUUAUAAUAUUCAUAUUAAAAUAUCACAUGUUUCAACAGCUGAAGAUGUGCAACAAAUUAAAUUCACCAUUGAGUCAACUAUCAUUUGUCAAAAAAUGGAUGAAAAUAGUGGUUUUCUUGGGUAUCAUGUUACUGAUCCUUGUGCAACCUGGACAGUGAUGUAUGGUAUGAUGAAUACAUUGAAAAAUAAUUAUAAAUGUAUUGAAGAUUUUACAGUACUUUCAUCAACACUUGAGCAACUUUUCAUCCAGUUUGCUAGAGCUGAGAAUCAUCAUCAUGAAAAUCUUCCUUAA
Molecule: messenger RNA, 3792 nt
Organism: Aphidius gifuensis
Lineage: Eukaryota; Metazoa; Arthropoda; Insecta; Hymenoptera; Braconidae
Product: ATP-binding cassette sub-family A member 17-like
Exons: 5
Coding region: 1-3792 (1263 amino acids)
Biological process (GO): lipid transport; transmembrane transport
Cellular component (GO): membrane; intracellular membrane-bounded organelle
Molecular function (GO): lipid carrier activity; ATP hydrolysis activity; ABC-type transporter activity
Source: RefSeq, a predicted model, not a curated record